Neoarius graeffei (lesser salmon catfish) is the source of this 951-nucleotide messenger RNA. Its product is annotated as olfactory receptor 1E16-like. Gene Ontology annotation, cellular component: membrane. The record is from RefSeq and is a predicted model, not a curated record. The coding region runs from base 1 to 951 and encodes 316 amino acids. NCBI's taxonomy places the organism in Eukaryota, Metazoa, Chordata, Actinopteri, Siluriformes, Ariidae. Gene Ontology annotation, biological process: G protein-coupled receptor signaling pathway. Gene Ontology annotation, molecular function: G protein-coupled receptor activity; olfactory receptor activity. The transcript has a single exon.
AUGUCAGGCAGAAACGUGACAUCUGUGAAGGACUUUUUCAUCAUUGGUUUUCCUGGACUUCAGCCUAACUACUAUGCCCUUGUAUCUGCAGUUAUGUUCAUUGUCUAUGUGUGCACUUUAAUAGGGAAUGGAAUUUUUCUGCUUUUGUUUGCAACAAACAAGAGUCUCCAUAAACCCAUGCAUUUUAUUUAUAUGAGUCUUGUGUUGUCUGAUGUGUUAUUCAGUACAUGCACCUUACCAAAGAUUAUUGCUCGAUAUUGGUUCCAAGAUGGGACCAUUUCUUUUGCAGCUUGUUUUUUUCAGAUGUACUUAGUGCAUUAUUUUGGUACAGUCAAUGCAUGGACAUUAGCUGAAAUGGCCAUAGAUCGAUAUAUAGCAGUUUGCUACCCAUUUCAUUACCAUACUCUUAUGUCAAAUAGAAAUAUAUUAAUUAUGUCCAUUUUAGUCUGGGUUUUUGCUCAUGGUGGCAAUAUAAUGAUAGUUGUUAGAGCUUCUCCCCUCCCUUACUGUGGAGCUAACACCAUUGUACACUGCUAUUGUGAUCAUGUAUCUGUUACCCUUCUUGCAUGCACUGACAGGGCUCCAUAUGGUUUUCCAGCUUUUGUUUAUGCCAUGGUAGUAUUGCUGGGCUCUCUUUUCAUUAUUGUGGUCUCAUAUUCCUUAAUUAUUUUAGCUGUCCUAAAACUAUCAAGCACACAGGGGCUGCUAAAGUGUUUUUCCACAUGUAGUUCUCAACUCAUUAUAAUUGCGCUCUUCUUCUUACCAAAGUGUUUUUAUUACUUAGCUGCCAAUAUAGGUAUCAGAUUUAAUGCUGAUUUGAAAAUAGCCAUCAUUAUGCUGUAUAGCCUGCUACCCCCAAUGAUCAAUCCUUUACUCUAUAGUCUAAAAACAGAAGAAGUUAAGAAAAUAUUGAUAAGAAAAUUUAAAAAAGGCCAAGUUAACUUGACCUAA